AUGUUAGUAGAGAUGAAAAGCUUCAUUCCUUCUUCAUAUACUUUCGAAACAGAAAUCCAGAAGAUAAAGCAAGAACUUUUAACAAGUAAUUUAGACUGUAGUGCGAAAGAUGAAACAAAUGAACAGUAUCUUUAUGAAAUGCAGGACCUCAUCGACCAUCUACCUAAACUUCCUGAAAUCCAACAACAAAAGCUCACUAUUCCUGAAUUCGACGAAAUUGAAGUCAAAGCAACUGACUCAGUAGAAAUAAAGAAGUUCAUACGAAAGGUUAACUAUGAGUUUCUUGGUUUUCAUUGCAACCAUAAGGUUAUGGACAAAGAUUGCGAUAUGGUAUAUAAGAAUGUUUCUGACAUAUAUAAAUCGGUGGAGUUUAAGACCUACGACAACUUUGUUUCAUUAGCUGCAAAAUGUGUAUGGCAGAUAAGAGAUAAAGAUAGAAGAGGUAAGGUAUGGAAUGAACAGAUAAAACCAACUGCUUUUGAGAUGAAGAGAGCAAUUGACGCUUUAGUUGUUUUAGCAGGUAAGGUUUCAGAAUAUAACGCUAAAAUGAACCCGCAAUGUUCAAAAUGUAAAGCAGCAAUAAGAAAAUAUAACUACUCCGUCAAAGAGAUAGAAAGAAUGAGAAACGACUA
This is a messenger RNA of Trichomonas vaginalis G3, 632 nucleotides long. Its product is annotated as organellar and viral DNA polymerase type B. Lineage: Eukaryota; Parabasalia; Trichomonadida; Trichomonadidae. The transcript has a single exon. The record is from RefSeq and is a predicted model, not a curated record. The annotation marks the transcript as partial.